AUGUCUUCCGAGAAAAACGAGGUUCCUGCUGGGUCGAUCCCUGCCGCUGAUGAAGUCGCACCUCAAGAUGACGCUGGGCAGGAUGCCGCGAUUGCCGAAAACCAUGUUGAUCAGGAAGAGCACGCCGCUGAGGCCCUCAUCAACCUCACGAUUAGCCUACCGCAAGAGCCCUACUCCAUGACGAUCCUGGUCUCGCCCCAGGAGCAAGUUCACGAAGUUCGUCAGUCCAUCAUUGACUUGCCUGCGGCCUUCCGGUACACUUGCUUCCACCUCGAGCACAAUGGCGAGCGCGUCAAUGACUUCAUCCCCAUGUCAGAAGUUCCCGGCAUUGCCGAAAAUCCUAACGUGACGCUGGUUGAGGAUCCCUAUACCGAAAAGGAGGCCCGCAUACAUCUUGUUAGGAUCCGUGAGCUCAUCGGUGGUGCGGGCGACCGUGCCGAUGUAGUCCAGGGUAUCUUGCCCGGCCUGUCGCUCCUUGAUUCUAUCGAUGUUACUGCGAAGCAUGGCUCCGAGCGAAACGAAGAUCAGCCGCCUGCUGAGCAGCCUGAAACACUGGCAGAGUCCACUUUUAGCUCUGCAGCUUCGAUUUCUCACCUCCUACCACCCCCACCCGACGAUGCUCCCAAGACCAUCAAGACCAUCACGCUCUCGUCCUGGAACCCGCCCCCGUGCCAUCUGAAACAAAGGGGGCACCUGCUCUACUUGAUCAUCACGACCAACGAAGGUGAACAGUUCCAGGUCACCGCACACGUUGGCGGCUUUUACGUCAACAAGUCUUCCAACAGCAAGUUCGAUCCGCUACCGCGGCCGGCUCCUAAAGGACAGUCUGCCCACUCGCUGCUGAGCCUCCUCGAGCUCAUAUCUCCGUCCUUUGAGUCGAGCUUCAAGGCUCUGCAGGAGUUCAACAACCGCAAAGACCCUCUUGCCACGUUCCAGAUUGCCAACGCUAUCCCCGCAGCACCCUGGAUUGUACCCUCCACCACGUCGCCCCACUGCACACACCUCUCCGACCCUACUCGCUCCCAGGAGACGUACCUGAUUGCGGGCGUGGACAAUACUGACACGCUGCGGGACUGGAACGAGGAGUUCCAAUCGGCGAAAGAAUUGCCGAAAGAGACUGUCCAAGAUCGAGUUUUCCGCGAAAGACUCCUUUCCAAGCUCUUCGCGGAUUACAACGACGCUGCCACCCGCGGUGCGGUCCUGGUAGCUCGUGGCGAAAUCCCACCCCUUAACCCUACAGAAUGCAAGGAUGCCCAAAUUUUUGUUUACAACAACGUCUUCUUCUCCUUCGGAGCCGACGGUGUGGGCACGUUCACUUCAGAGGGCGGAGAUGAAGCUGCACGGGUCGCCACUGGCAAGGACGUCGCAGGCGUAAGGCUAGUGAACCAGCUGGACGUUGACGGCCUGUUCACUACUGCAACAGUUGUCGUCGACUACCUCGGAAAGCGCAUCGUUGGCCAGAGUAUUGUUCCCGGUAUUUUUAAACCCCGCGAGCCUGGCGAGAAUCAAAUCGACUACGGCGCUGUGGAAGGCAAAGAUAUUGUAGCUGCGGAUGAUCGCUUCGUCUCGGUCUUUGAGAAAUUAUCCCGUGCGUUGAGGGUUAAGAAACAUCCAGUAUGGGACAAGGAGAGCAAACGCAUCGACCUCGAGGCCAGUGUUGAGACUAAGGGCUUGAUGGGAACUGAUGGACGCAAAUACGUGCUCGAUCUUUACAGAGUCACACCCCUGGAUGUUCCCUGGCUGGAGGCUUCAGCCGAAAAGGGCGAGUUCCCUGAAUACCCUCACCGCAUGACCGUGUUGCGUCCUGAGCUUGUGGAAUCCUUCGGCCGGAAGAAGAUGAAGGAGUGGGUUGACGAGCAGCUCGCGCAGCGCGCUCAGUCGAAGCAGGAUUCCACGGACGACGCGACAAAGCAGGCCUCGACUGCCGACAGCACAGGCGAAUCGACCGAAGCUCAAGCAACUUCUGAGAAGGAGAAGGACCGCAUCGAUCUCUCUCAGUUCCAAUUCGCUCUUAACCCCGACGCCUUCAGCGGCCAGUUGCCUCAAACGCCCGACGAGAAAGCGGAACUCAAGGCUGACGAGAAAGAUGUUCGUGUCGCCUGCGAGUAUCUGACCGAUCGGGUCAUUCCUGACUUGGUGCGCGAGCUUCAGGAUUGUGAUAUCAGUUUCCCCAUGGAUGGCCAAGCACUUAGUCGUUUGCUGCACAAGAGGGGUAUCAACGUGAGGUACCUGGGUAGGAUUGCCUCCCUGAGCACGGACCCGCGACUCCAGUGCCUAAGGGAUAUCGCCAUCCAGGAUAUGGUCGCCCGUUCGUUUAAGCACGUCAUUUCUUCCUUCUUGCGGGAGACCCCCAGCCCGUUGGCCUCGUCUUGCGUUGCCCAUCUUCUGAACUGCCUUCUCGGCGCGGAGUUGAAUCCGAAGCCUGUUGCCGACGUGGAUCCCACCAUGAAGGCGCUUUACUCGGAUCUCGAUACCUCGUACGAAUCAGUCACUCCGCAGAUCUUAAGGGCUCGUAUCUCUGAAGAAACACAUCGACGGUACAGGUUUAAGCUGGAUGGCGAGUGGUACAAGAGCAUUAAGCCUCUUCAGACCCUCAGAGAAAUCUCUCUUAAGCUUGGUCUCCAGUUGCAAGCCAAGGAGUACUUGUUCUCCAAGACGGACAGUACCGAAGCUCCUACUGAAGCCAAGCCCGCUGAUGCGACGGCCAAUGGUCAGCUUAAUGGCGAGUCAAAGAAGAAGAACAAAAAGAAGAACCGCGACGCCUCGCCUGCUGCAGUCGCUACUACUGGAGCACCGUGCACGUUCAGUGCCGACGAUGUCAUCAACAUUGUCCCUGUCGUCAAGCACUCCUGCCCUCGCAGCGCUCUUGCCGAGGAGGCGCUGGAGGCAGGCCGCAUCUCCAUCAUGCAGUCGCAGAAGAAGCUUGGUCAAGAGCUUCUGCUAGAGUCUCUCUCCCUGCACGAGCAGAUUUAUGGCAUUCUUCACCCAGAAGUUGCUCGUGUGUACAACACACUGUCCAUGCUUUACUACCAGCUGGAUGAGAAGGAGGCAGCUGUAGAGCUCUCCCGCAAGGCGAUCGUUGUUUCUGAGCGGACGGUUGGUGUCGACUCAGCCGAGACACUACUCAACUACCUUAACCUCAGCUUGUUCCUCCACCAGACUGGCGACAGCCAAGGCGCUUUGUCGUAUGCGAAGCACGCCCUUCAGCUUUGGAAGAUAAUCUAUGGCCCUGACCAUCCUGACUCGAUUACGACCAUCAACAAUGGUGCCGUCAUGCUUCAGCACCUGAAGGCCUACCAUGAGUCUAGAUUAUGGUUUGAGGAAUCGCUACGAGUCUGCGAGAAGGUCUUCGGAAAGUCGUCGAUCAACGCUGCAACGCUGCUGUUCCAGCUUGCGCAAGCACUGGCCCUCGACCAAGACUCCAAGGGCGCAGUCAAGCGCAUGCGAGAAUCCUACAACAUCUUCUUGAGCGAGCUAGGCGCUGACGACAAAAACACCAAGGAGGCAGAGAGCUGGCUGGAGCAACUAACCCAGAACGCCGUCUCCAUCGCAAAGCACGCCAAAGAUAUGCAGACUCGCCGCCUGCGCACAGGCAUCAAAUUUUCACCUCGAGGCGCCCCUUUCGAAGCUGACGCACCCUCUGCUGUCGCCUCGACCUCUCGCCAGACUCAGCUCGAUGGCUCCUCUCAAAUGGACUCGCGUAGCAUCGAUGAGCUCAUCAAAUUCAUUGAGGGCAACGACCAACAAACCAACAAGUCUUCGAAGCGGCCAAGCAGGGGUAACCCCAAGAGGCGAGGCAAGGCUUGA
Verticillium nonalfalfae is the source of this 3807-nucleotide messenger RNA. RefSeq names its product Intracellular distribution of mitochondria (gene CLU1). Gene Ontology annotation, molecular function: mRNA binding; protein binding. Lineage: Eukaryota; Fungi; Ascomycota; Sordariomycetes; Glomerellales; Plectosphaerellaceae. The coding region runs from base 1 to 3807 and encodes 1268 amino acids. Gene Ontology annotation, biological process: intracellular distribution of mitochondria. The record is from RefSeq and is a predicted model, not a curated record. Gene Ontology annotation, cellular component: cytoplasm. The transcript is spliced from 4 exons.